Molecule: messenger RNA, 2934 nt
Organism: Charadrius vociferus (killdeer)
Lineage: Eukaryota; Metazoa; Chordata; Aves; Charadriiformes; Charadriidae
Gene: CEP120
Product: centrosomal protein 120kDa
Exons: 20
Coding region: 1-2934 (977 amino acids)
Biological process (GO): centrosome cycle; positive regulation of centriole elongation; interkinetic nuclear migration
Cellular component (GO): centriole; centrosome
Source: RefSeq, a predicted model, not a curated record
AUGGUCGUCGUCUCCGUCCUGGAAGGGCGCUAUUUUCCAACACGACCCAAGCAUGUGCUUAUAGUUGAAGCAAAGUUUGAUGGUGAACAGUUGGCUACUGAUCCUGUAAAGCAUACCGAUCGGCCAGCAUUUGCUAUGGAAUUGGCUUGGGAACUUGAUAGGAAAGCACUUCAUCAGCACAGGCUGCAGCGUACACCUAUCAAACUUCAGUGUUUUGCAUUGGAUCCUGCAUCUUCAGCUAAAGAGAAAUUAGGCUAUAUUGUACUUGAUUUAAGGGCUGUGCAGGAAAAGAAACAGGCACCAAAAUGGUAUCCUCUGCUUAGUAACAAGUAUGGUAAAUUUAAAUCUGAAAUACAAGUAGGUGUUGCAUUGGAGACUGAUUCAAAAGCAUUAGUUGAUGGUUUUAAAGCAAAGGAGGCACAACCUAGAGAAGUGAAGGCAUCUGCUCUUCUCUCUGAUCUAGACCCUAAAAGUAUUGUACCAGUCUUGAAUACAGAAGAGGGCUACCUUCAAAUUGGGCCAGCAGAGUAUUGCAAAGACUACUUUGUCUUGUCCGUAACCAUUGUGUUUGCCAAACAGUUGGAACAGUUAGUUUCUAGUACUAUGAAGCUUCCUGAACGACAGCCUGAGUUUUUUUUCUACUACUCAUUGCUGGGACAUGAUGUCAUAAAUGAACCUUUCAAUGAUUUAAUUAAUCCAAACUUUGAGCCUGAAAGAGCUUCAGUUCGAAUACGUAGUACAGCUGAUGUCCUUCAAGUUUAUCUUUGUGCACAGUCAAAAUUGCAGAUCCAUCUUUGCUGUGGGGACCAGUCUCUUGGAAGCACUGAAAUACCCCUGUCUGGACUACUGAAGGAAGGAAAUGUCAAGCUCGAUCAACGCCCUGUGGCAAUAGAAAGAGCAUUUGUCCUUGUUCCUCCAAAUAGAGCUAAACAGAAACUGCCACAGUUGCCUUUGGAUAUGCCUCCUACUGUUGGGGUAUCUGUAAUUCUGCAAAGGGAGAGCUUGAGUGCCCAGUCUUUGAUUCCCCUAAAUGCUCCAACUGAACCUGAACAGCCACAGGGAGAAGUUCUUUCGUCUAUUAGUGGAAAAACAGAAGGCCUGCAGCAGAGAUCCCAGAAUGUUCUGUCUCAAGCUGAACACUCUUCAACAGAAGAUGAAGCAACAGAAAGUGAAGUGGAAAGUCUAAAGUUUGAAAAAGACAUGAAACUAAAGAAAAAGGCUGAUAAUGGUCCAGUAGCUGCAUCUCAACACAACCCUGUGGGUGCAUCCAGUUCUUCUGAGCCUGUGUCAGCACAGAAAAUUGUCAUUCCAGCAGCCUCUCAUCAUUUUUGCUUUUCAAUAGACUUACGAAGCAUACGUGGCCUGGAAGUUGGUUUUCCAAUAAAUUGCAUGUUAAGGUACUCAUAUCCAUUUUUUGGCAGUGCAGCACCUAUUAUGACAAGCCCACCUGUAGAAGUCAGAAAAAACAUGGAAGUCUUCCUUCCACAGUCCUACUGUGCAUUUGACUUUGCAACUAUACCUCAUCAGCUUCAAGAUACAUUCUUCAGGUUACCUCUGCUGGUUGAAUUGUGGCACAAGGAUAAAACAGCUAAAGACUUACUUCUAGGUGUGGCGAGACUUCAGCUUUCAAAUGUCUUGGCUUCAGAAAAAACCCGUUUCUUGGGUGGUAAUGGUGAACAGUGCUGGCGUCAGACUUGUAAUGAAACAGUCAGUGUCACAGCAGCACAAGGGUCAGGCAACAGAAUAGCAGAGCUUUCGUAUGCUAUCACUUUGGAAGACUACGGGCUUGUGAAAAUGCAAGAAGUUCUGGUGUCAGAUUCUUCUCAAUGUAUAGGUGCUGGUCAACAACAGCAUGUCCCUCACACUCAGCCUCGUUGUGCCCCAGAAGACCAUCCAGAACCUCGAGAAACUCUUGAAUACAAAGCAGCACUGGAGUUAGAAAUGUGGAAGGAAAUGCAAGAGGACAUUUUUGAAAAUCAGCUUAAAAAGAAGGAAAUGGCCCAUAUGCAGGCACUUGCAGAAGAAUGGAAGAAAAGAGACAGAGAGAGAGAAGCAUUAGUUAAGAAAAAGGUAGCCGAAUACACUGUUUUGGAAGAACAACUUCAGAAAACCUUGAGAGAUCUAGAUAAACGAGAACGUCAGCUUUUUAGUGCCGAAUCAGAGCUUCAAGGACUAAAGAAGGAGUUGCAAGCAGAGCAUGAACGAAAUCUGCAGGAGCUACAGGAUUCUGUGCGGCGAGCCAGAGAAGAAUGUGCACACCAGGUUGAACUAGAAAGGUCAAAAAUCAAACAGCUGGAAGAAGACAAGCUUCGCUUACAGCAGCAGCUUUACGAAGCAGAAAAUAAGCAUAAAAUGUUGGAGAAGGAGUUCCAGCAAUACAAAGAGCAGCAAAGUAGCAAACCAGAAAUCCAGCUACAAUCAGAAAUAAAUCUUCUCACUUUAGAAAAGGUUGAACUUGAAAGAAAGUUAGAGUCAGCUACCAAGUCAAAGCUCCACUACAAACAACAAUGGACAAGGUCUUUGAAAGAACUUGCAAGGUUUAAACAGCGUGAACGAGAAAGUGUGAUGGCUUGCCUUAAAAAGCAGCAACAACAGCUGGAGCACCUAAGGCUGCGCUAUUUGGCAGCAGAAGAAGAAGGGCUGGAGGAAACAGACCGACAAGAGCUGGAAGAUAUCAGAAAUAAACUUAACAGGCUGAAGCAACUAGGAGAAGAAAGAAAGCAAUUGCAAGAUGUUAGAGAUAAUUCUGCUGGUAGAGCAGAUAAUCUUCAUUCUAGAAAAUUAAAUGAGAGCACGGAUGAUUAUCUCUCUCGUUUGAUAGAAGAGAGGGAUACCCUGUUGAGAACAGGAGUAUAUAAUCAUGAAGACCAUAUUGUAAGUGAACUUGAUCGUCAAAUCAGAGAAGCUGCUGCAAAAAGGAACAUCACUAAAUAG